Molecule: messenger RNA, 2710 nt
Organism: Prosopis cineraria
Lineage: Eukaryota; Viridiplantae; Streptophyta; Magnoliopsida; Fabales; Fabaceae
Product: patellin-3-like
Exons: 4
Coding region: 206-2074 (622 amino acids)
Molecular function (GO): lipid binding
Source: RefSeq, a predicted model, not a curated record
CUGGUUCUUCCCAUCAUACACACCCCCCACCUUCUCCCAUUCCUAUUCCACUCUGUCUCUCUCUCACUAAACUUUUUUAAGCCCUUUCCUUCACUUUCUCUCACAAGGUUCAGCGAUAAGCACGAACGCUUAAUCCUUCUCUCUCUCUCUCUCUGUUUCUCUAACGAUUAUUUUCCAUCUCUUAUUUUGAUCAUCUUUCUUCGGCAUGGCUGAAGAGCCCCAGAAAUCGGUUGAGGAAGUGGCAGUAGCAGUGGCGGAGAAAUCCGUUGUUGAAGAGAAAGAGCCCGAGAAGCCGGUCAUCGAAGCAGAGCCUGAGAAGCCAAUCGCUGAGAGCGAGAAAAAAGAUGAAGAGAAGCCGGCGGGCCCCACUGAGGAAGCUGUCGAGGAGAAGAAGCCGAAGGCCCCAGUAGAAGAAAGAAAGAUUACCCAGUCUGUUUCUUUCAAGGAGGAGACCUAUGUAGUCGCCGACCUCCCUGAAGCUCAGAAGAAGGCCCUUGAUGAGCUGAAACAGCUUAUUCAAGAAGCAUUAAACAAGCACGAGUUCACUGCUCCGCCGCCGCCUCCUCCGCCGCCGGCCAAGGAGGAGGAAGAGAAGAAGGCCCCGGAGGAGGAGAAGAAGGAGGAAGAAAAACCGGCUGCAGUUGAAGAAAAAACUGAAGCAGAGCCUUCUAAGGAGGUUGCUGUUUUUGAAGAGCCGGCAAAGGUUGAGGCUGCAACAGUUUCUGAACAGAAAAAGGAAGAGGAGAAGCCUGCACCUGAAGCUCCGGUCGUCGCGGAGGCUGUUGAAACCGUCACUGAAGAGAAAAAGGAGGAGGAGAAGCCUACACCUGAAGUUGCUGUUGUCACGGAGGUGGUUGAGAAAGUUUCUACUGAAAUACAGGCUGAUUCUAAGACGGUAGAAACAAUCAAAGAGACCAUAGUGUCAGUCUCUGAGGAGGCAGCACCUGAAACUAAGGAUGGCGAGGCCGCUGCUCCGCCACCAGAAAAGGCGGCGCCAGAAGCGAAAGUCGGGGAGGAGGUCCCAGCGCCGCCUCCGCCUCCACCAGAGGAGGUUUCAAUCUGGGGAAUUCCCCUGCUUGCGGAUGAGAGGAGUGAUGUGAUACUCCUGAAAUUCUUGAGAGCAAGGGAUUUCAAAGUGAAGGACGCCUUCACGAUGAUCAAGAACACCGUUCGUUGGCGAAAGGAAUUCGGAAUCGACGCACUCGUCGAGGAAGAUCUUGGGAACGAUUGGGACAAGGUGGUGUUCACUCAUGGGUAUGACAAACAAGGCCAUUCUGUUUGCUACAACGUGUUUGGUGAGUUCGAGAACAAGGAAUUGUAUCAGAGCACGUUUUCCGAUGAGGAGAAGCGCCAGAAGUUCAUCAGAUGGAGGAUUCAGUUCUUGGAGAAGAGCGUUAGAAAAUUUGACUACGCUCCUACUGGAAUUUCUACAAUUGUCCAGGUCAAUGAUCUUAGGAAUUCGCCUGGAUUGGGCAAGAAAGAACUCAGGCAAGCCACUAAUCAGGCCCUUCAUUUGCUUCAGGAUAACUAUCCUGAGUUCUUAGCCAAGCAGGUGUUUAUCAAUGUCCCAUGGUGGUACCUGGCCUUUGCAAGGAUGAUCAGUCCAUUCCUGACUCAGAGGACCAAAAGCAAAUUUGUAUUUGCUGGUCCAUCGAAAUCUGCUGAAACCCUUUUCAAAUACAUAGCUCCUGAGCAUGUGCCUGUUCAGUAUGGUGGAUUGAGCAGGGAGGGUGACUAUGAAUUCACAACUGCUGACUCUGUUACUGAGUUUACUAUUAAACCAUCAACAAAACAUAUUAUUGAAUUCCCCGCUUCUGAGCCGACCCAUCUGUUUUGGGAACUGAGAGUUGUGGGUUGGGAUGUGAGCUAUGGUGCUGAAUUCGUGCCGAGUGCUGAAGAUAGAUACACUGUGAUCGUACAGAAGAGCCGGAAAAUUGGAGUUGCAGAUGAAACUAUAAUCUCUAAUGACUUUAAAAUCGGGGAAGCCGGUAAGGUCGUGCUCACCAUUGAUAAUCAGACAUCGAAGAAGAAGAAGUUGCUGUACAGGUCCAAGACCAAACCCCUCUCUGAGUGAGUAAAAAGCCUUCAUUGGAAGAAGGAGAACUUGUAAGGUCUGUGAAUUACUAUUGAUUAUUAUAGACUAUGUUAAAGGGAGGAAGAAGAAUAAGGGCUCUACUUGGUAUUUCAUAUUUCAUUUGUUAACAUGAAAAUGGGGUGGGUGGGGGGAAAGGGAUUUAUUCUUUUUCUUUUUAUACAGGGUCAUAUUUGUUCGUUUGGCUGAAAUUAAUUUGUUUUGUGUCAGUGGUUGGGAGAUUUUAUUCAGAGUAACUUCUUGUUUUUGCCCCUCAAAAAUUUCUAACUUUUCAAUUUGGUCCCCUACUAUGUAACCUUGGGAGACUAGGCUUUCAAUCCAGUCUCCCAGAAGAUAAUAAGAUGACUGGAAAAUAAUUUGAUAGAUUGAAACUCACAGGGGUUACAUUCUAGAGGAUUGAAUUGAAAAAUCAGUCGUUUUUCAAGGGUAAAGAUAACAAUUUACUCUUCUAUACCCAAUUGGGGUUUAUUUGUAUGUAUUUGUCUCUGUGGAGUGAGGAAGAAAGUCUAUAUUUGUAAUAUGAUAUACAACUCCAAUGCCUGCCUGUAAAGUUUGUAUGAUUGUGAUGAUGGAUUACUUAUUCACUUGGUAAAUAUUUAAGUUCAUUGAUUCUGGUUC